Molecule: messenger RNA, 573 nt
Organism: Schistocerca serialis cubense
Lineage: Eukaryota; Metazoa; Arthropoda; Insecta; Orthoptera; Acrididae
Product: proline-rich protein HaeIII subfamily 1-like
Exons: 3
Coding region: 1-573 (190 amino acids)
Source: RefSeq, a predicted model, not a curated record
AUGGAUAUUCAUGUUCUUCAAAGCCAGCCCGCCCAGAAGGUCGCGUUUAAAGACUCUUCCACGGUUCGUGUGGGUAAUAAACUUGUUCGCAAUAAGCCCCCCACCCAGCCCUCUGCUAUGCGACCCAGGCGUAAUUCAAACGCUGUAAAAAGUAAUGUACAGACUGCAAGUGAAGCGGGAGUUGUUGCUCCACCCGCCCAGCCCACGAGUUGUCAUUUGGUCCGCGGCGGGUUCCAGCCGCGCCUUCCGACUUCGCUGCCGCCACCAGGGCAGCAGCAGCAGCCGUCGCCGCUACCACGCCGACAGCCCGUCCCGUUGAUGCCUCCCGCGCAGCUUCAUCCGGGAGCGCCCCAGGUGGUCGCUCCGGCGCCUGCGGUCCCUCUUCAGUCGCCACCGCCUUCGGAGCUGAUGGACGCCGACCCCUCAGCCGGGCCGCCAUCCCAAGCGGUGGCUGUGCAGCCUGUCCUGCAGCCGCUUUUCUUGGGCACCCCCAAGGAUAAGGGGCCGUGCCAGCAGCAGCAGGCAGAGUUCAGCGCCGCCAGCAGCAUACUUGGCAUACCUUCGCCCGUGUGA